Molecule: messenger RNA, 534 nt
Organism: Amoebophrya sp. A25
Lineage: Eukaryota; Dinophyceae; Syndiniales; Amoebophryaceae
Source: the annotation of a GenBank genome assembly
GUACGAGUACGUAUGAGUGUUACGAACAGACACACUUUUAUCUCGAAGUAGCAAAAGCAUGCCCAUUCUGCACAAAAAUCUCCGCAUCGUGCGCAAUCUAAAAAGCGGCAAGGGAGAUGGCGUGUAUUGUCGUAUCUUCGAUCGGCAACAGGAUGUUCUUGACGAGAGGCAGUACAACAAUAUGGCUAUCCCAAGUGGCACAGUGCUAGCAUCCGACACUCCACUGGUGACCUUCUACGACACCAACAUUCCAAUCGGGGCCGGAGAGCGCGAUCGAGCACUUCUAUCACAGUUGAAGUUAUGUUGUUGAAUGUUGAACAUGAACAUGAAGAAAAACUGAUUUCAAAGAAAUGUAGUUGAGGGAGCUGUUGACUAUGUAUCUUCGUGGUGUUGUUCGUUCGUAUAAAUCGUGUUCUAUGUCGAUGAAAACAAACAAGAAAAUUUAGGGUGUAUCAUGAUCAUAAUUUAGCCCUAGAAGUAGAAGGUCAAGGUGAGGAGCUGAGUUGUAGAAUCGGCUAAUCCAGUCGCUGACAG